AUGGGAAAGAGAGAUAGCUGAGGAGAUAGGCAGAAGGAAAACCAGAAUAAGGCCGGAAGAAAACACAGAAGGAAACGCAUAAGGAAACCCAGAAGUAAAUCCGAAAGUAAACUAGAAGUAAACCUAAAAAGAGAGCCCAGAAGAAAACAUAGAAAAAAGCUCAGAAGAAAGCCCAGAAAACAUAGAAGAAAAUCCCAGGAGAAACACAGAAGAAAAUUCAGAAGUAGUGCCGAAAAUUGAAAGAAAAGAAGAAAAAUUCAUAAAACCUGUUCAUUGGCCUUCCUACUUAAUUUAACCCAAACUCUUCCAGUGGCUCCUUUUGAGACCUCCCUCAAAAGUCCUUCCAUGCAGAGCGACGCAGCUACAGCAGAAGGCGCAAAACCCUGCAGAAUACGUUAAACGACAUAGACUUAAUAAGAUAAUGAAAUAAGCUAAGAUUUUAUUUCUGUUUAAUUAUGAAAAUCAUUUAAACUUGAUUAAAUUUAUAGCUUCUUACUCGCUAGCCAAAGGGGAUUAAACGAAUCUAAUAUUGAAAAAACUUGGCUUAGAAGCAAAUGCAUUUCUCCCAUAUUUUAUAUUUGCUAUUAUGAUGCUAAUGAAAUAAGUGAAAGGCAGUUGAUUUAUCUAUUUCAUCUAUAUCGCUUCUCCACCCUACUAGAUCAUCAUUAGCCAUUUACUUAAUUCUUAGAUUGCAAAUGCACUUUACAAUAUCUUGAAAAACUACAAAAAUGCUUAUCAAACCUAGACCAUUUUUUAAUAGUUUGAAACCUGACCAUGAGCUAUUAUUGUAGAUAAGCUAUAUUAUAUAGAUAUAUUUGUGUAA
Messenger RNA from Blepharisma stoltei, 823 nucleotides. The record is from the annotation of a GenBank genome assembly. NCBI's taxonomy places the organism in Eukaryota, Ciliophora, Heterotrichea, Heterotrichida, Blepharismidae.